Messenger RNA from Gopherus flavomarginatus (Mexican gopher tortoise), 1136 nucleotides. RefSeq names its product ABRA C-terminal like (gene ABRACL). Bases 535 to 780 code for a protein of 81 amino acids. The record is from RefSeq and is a predicted model, not a curated record. Lineage: Eukaryota; Metazoa; Chordata; Testudines; Testudinidae. The transcript has 4 exons. Gene Ontology annotation, biological process: regulation of actin filament-based process.
GCUCAGUCCCAGCUCCGGGGAGGCCACAUUCCUCUGCCCUCCCUACCGCGCCGGGAUGGAGCAGAGGGGCUGCCCGCGAGCGCACUGUAAGGCAGCAGAGCCGGUCCGCAGCGUCGGGGUUCAAAGUCCACGAGGCUGUUUCCAGACGAGGGCAAAGGAAUGUGCGGUCACUGUGUCCCCUCCGGGUCUGUGCUUUGGGGCGCUGCUGUUGCCUUGGCUUGUUACAACCCCACCGGGUCCUACUCUCCACGCCCCGCACCCCCUGGCCUCCCACCGGCUGCUUUAUUGCAUUGCUGAUACAUGCUGCCUUGCGAGGCGGGAGACAAACGCGGUUUGUUGGUAAUUAUGCAUAGGAGGGACUAUGCAAGAGAGAGCGGAAUCUGGAGGCAGCAGGAAGGCAAAGCGAACGGGAUGUAGUAUGGCUAGUGCCUAUACUCGAUUGCCCUACGCUACUCCAAGAGAGGCACCAUGACCAAAUAGGGUGUGUGUGUUUUUCAUCAGUCGAUCUCAAAGAACUAUACGAAGGAGACUACAAUGAAUGUGGAACAUGAAAUUAACCUCUUAGUUGAGGAGAUUCGGCGGCUGGGGACCAAAAAUGCUGAUGGAAAGCUGAGUGUGAAGUUUGGUGUGCUCUUUGCUGAUGAAAAAUGUGCCAACCUCUUUGAAGCCCUAGUGGGCACUCUUAAGGCUGCAAAACGAAGGAAGAUUGUUACUUACCCAGGAGAGUUACUUUUACAAGGUGUUCAUGACAAUGUUGAUAUUUUGUUACUGCAGGAUUAAUGCAGUUUGCACUUCUCCUGUGUAUUAAUUCGUUUCAGGUAAAUGAUAUGCAGGCAUUUCAGAUCAAGGCUAAUCAUCCUAGCGUGUUUUGGUAUUUUUCUAUAACUUUAUAGUAAAAAGGAGACUGUCUUAUUUUGGAAAAUAUUCCUUUUUGUAUUCCUUCUGUGAACAUUACUGUAAAUGAUUGUAAGGUAAGGACACAAAAAUCUCUCUUUUUAACUCAGGUAAUGCAUUUUUAAAUGUAUUUCUCAGUUAUUGUCACCAUGAAAGAAGAGACAGAACUGGUAACUUAUCUGUGUUUACAAACCAAAAUCUGCGGUGAAAGUAUAAAAUAAAACAUGCCUAAAUGUAUAUAA